GCUCAGGUGGAGAGAAGGGCUCACAAGCACAGGCCAAGUCACGCCCUGGGAUGACGUCCCCCUAAGGAAUGAGGAAGCAGGGAGCUGGCCGGUGACCCAGUGGGGCUGAGGCAAAGGGGCCACCAUAAAGAGGAAACCCUUCACCAAGACACACACCGGGAAAGAAGAGUUCGAGUGAGCAGAACUCUCCUGUCUCAAGAUCUACCUCUCAGGCGCUUUCCAGAGAUGGAUUAUUUUACUUUCCUCGUGGCUCUUCUUCAUGUACACAAAGCUCUAGGUGAAGAGAUAUUUUGGAACACAAGAGUCAAACUUGCAGAGACUCUGACUCUCGAGUGUCAGUAUCCAUUGGGCACCUUAGUCCAGAUGGAGUGGUUCAAGAUCAACGCAACGGAGAAAGAGUCCAUAGCCAUUUUUCACCCUACCUUUGGUUCGGAAAUAAGGGAGCCCUAUGUUGGUAGGGUUUACUUCUUGAAGUCAAACUCGGGUCCCAACGAUAUGAUGCUGGCCUUUCACAAUGCCUCUGAGGCUGACGUCGGUUCCUAUUCCUGCCUUCUUGAAAUAUUCCCAUAUGGAUCUUGGGAAAAGGUGAUACAGGUGGUUCCAUCAGAUAGCUUUGAGAUAGCUGUGCCAUUGAAUAGCCAUGUGGUCUCAGAACCUGGAGAAAACAUCACAUUCAUGUACGAACUUCAAAUGAAGGGUCCCAUGCAACAAGUCACAUGGGAAAAGGUCCAGUCCCAUCAGAUCGACCUCCUAAUCAGCUGCAACUUAUCCCAAGGGAAAAGAUUCCCCUCAAGGUUUAGGAGGCAAAUCCUGAGCAACUGUAGCCAGGGGAUGAGAAGGAGCUUUAUCCUCAUGCCCCACGUCGUGGCCUCUGACUCCGGACUUUACCGUUGUUGCUUCAAGGCCAGCACAGGAGAAAAUGAAACCUUCGUGGUAAGGUUGACCGUAACUGAUGGUAAAAACGACAACCAAUAUGUCCUCUGGAUGGUUGUAGGGGCAGUUUUAUCGUUGCUGUUUGUUAUCCUAAUUGCCGCUGUCAUUGUCAUUCUGUAUAACAGGAAGAGAAGGAGACAGAAAAGUGUCCAAGGUAAAGGGUCCCAGGCCACACAGACUAAGGCAUCUAACAACUACAGAACUUCCUUCUCCAUCAGUCAACCAUCAGAUGGUGCAGGAGAGGACAUUUAUGUCAACUACCCAACCUUCUCCCGGAGACCGAAGACUAGAGCCUAAGCUUUUUUCUUGAUCUGAGCAAAUUUAUGACUGUUAAAUCCAUGGAUCUUUAUACAAUUUCUUCCCACUAUUCAGUGUCUACCCUGGAUGCCAGUAGACUGAAUAUAUUUUACUUUUUUCAAUCCAAACAGCACCCUAUUUAAUUCCCCAACAAAACGAUGGAAAAAAGAUUCUCUACUACAUUUACAUAUGAAAUCUCCACCUAAUAAGUAAUAGAAGCCUAUGUGCCAAUUUCUAAAAACAGUUAUAAGAUACAUACACAAUUUUGGGUACAUUAACAAUACAGAAUAUGACAAAAUGUUAAAGACAAUCUCCUGUCUAUGGGUCUCAUCACCUCUGACCUGAAGGGGCAGCUGUGAUGGCCUGGAAGACAUCAGAGCCUCUUCUGCUUCCUCAUCCCAGGACUGUGCUCAGGGCAUAGAGGUGCCUGUCUGUCUUGCCCCUGAGCUACAGUGCAAGCCCUGCUGCUGGCCUGGGCAUGAAACCACCGGAUCCACCUGCUCUUGUUCUCCCUGGUGUUGGUGACCUACAUCACCUAGAGAACAUUCUUAACAGAAAUGUUUCAGUCAACCCGACUCUAAUUAGCUUAGACAUGAAAGGCAACUUACUGACUCAUGUAAUGGAUCCAUCUGGGGAGGUCAAGCUUCAGGCAAAGGUUAUUGACCAGGACUUAAAUGUCAUGUCUGAAAUCAAGUGUGGGCACAAACCAGCUUCUGGAUCCCUUUCCAUGGCAUUGGAUACACUUCACUGGUGUUGGUCUAACUCCGUGGUCGGCAAACUGUGGCUCGUGAGCCACAUGCGGCUCUUUGGCCCCUUGAGUGUGGCUCUUCCUAAGCCUUAGGAGCACCCUAAUUAAGUUAAUAACAAUGUACCUACCCAUAUAGUUUAAGUUUAAAAAAUUUGGCUCUCAAAAGAAAUUUCAAUCGUUGUACUGUUGAUAUCUGGCUCUGUUGACUAAUGAGUUUUCCGACCACUGGUCUAACUCAUUCGAACUUCCCUCUUGUGCUUCCAAGAUGGCUGUCCACAACUCUUGGAAAAUUCAUAAUCUUUGUUUCUGUUUGGUAGAGAGUUUACUUAUAUGAUACAGUUCAGGAUUUUUUUCAGGGAUUUUGAGCCCUCCUCAGUCCUGUGGGAAUUUCUCUGACCUCCCUACUAUUCCUAUUCCAUGCUCAGCUGUUAACUGGUGAAAUUCUGUUCAUUCCUUUUUUUCUCCUCUGAACAUCUUAACAAAGCACUUUCAUUGUAUUUUCGUUAAUAUUAUACAUAGUUUGCUGGAGUUUUAAAAUACUGCCAUAUGUUAUACACACACACAUAUAUGUACAUAUAUAUAUUGUGUCAGUGUACACACACACACACACACACACACACACACACACACAAUUUGUUGUACCUGCUAUUCUGGUUGUUAAUAAGGAAAGAGAUAAAAACAGAUCCACUGAAUAAAAGGUCAGAAUUGAAUUAAACUAUAUUUUAAAUCUUUUUUUGCAAGGUGCUACUUAGGAAGCAAGAUGCUUCCUAAGAUUCUUCUUUACAUAUAUAAUUUAUAUUGAUAUAUAAUACAUUAAAUAAAAAUCUAUUUCCUUUGAAUGCCACUAUUUUAAUAUUUACA
Molecule: messenger RNA, 2839 nt
Organism: Myotis daubentonii (Daubenton's bat)
Lineage: Eukaryota; Metazoa; Chordata; Mammalia; Chiroptera; Vespertilionidae
Gene: CD226
Product: CD226 molecule
Biological process (GO): positive regulation of immunoglobulin mediated immune response; positive regulation of natural killer cell cytokine production; cytokine production
Cellular component (GO): external side of plasma membrane
Molecular function (GO): cell adhesion molecule binding
Source: RefSeq, a predicted model, not a curated record